Messenger RNA from Chondrus crispus (carragheen), 1293 nucleotides. RefSeq lists its product as hypothetical. The transcript is spliced from 2 exons. The record is from RefSeq and is a predicted model, not a curated record. Bases 1 to 1098 code for a protein of 365 amino acids. NCBI's taxonomy places the organism in Eukaryota, Rhodophyta, Florideophyceae, Gigartinales, Gigartinaceae.
AUGGGCAUGGCGAGCUCCGGUCGCCUCGGGAGACACGCCGCUGCUAGCUCGCUCGGCAGCUUGCAGAGCUAUGCUACUAGCACCAUUAGGGCUACUAGUGGGCCUAUUCCCAGCUGUCUGGCCCAGGGGAGUACGAGUGAAGUGGGCAUGAAGAAGAGGGUCUUUGUGCAGAAGGAUAUGGUUGACGAGCCCGUCUUUUCAAAGGAGAUGAGGGAUCGCACCCUGUUGAGUAAGAGGCCGGAUAGGUUUGCUUAUCCCAAUUUUGCCCUUGCCGAGUUUGGAGGGAGAGAUACGUGGGCGAGUGAUGUCUUCGUCUUGCCGCAUAACGCUAUUCGUUGGGAGAUCAUGGACUUGUAUACCAUCAUUUCCUCCAUUCAGAGGCGUUGGUCAGCCUUGACCAUGGUCGAUGUGUGGGAGCUCAGUGAGUACUGGGAAGUAUUUGAGGUCUUUGUGGCCCAGUACUUUGAAAUUGAGGACCAGAUCGUCUUUCCGUUCCUACUUGAUCUGGCCAGCGAUUCCACUGAACUCAACCGCUACCAUAAGGUCGUCAAGUACAACAGAGAUCGCCUCGAGGCAAUGCUUUUGGACGUCGGUGGUACCUUGGAGUUAUUCAACUCAGCUCCAGCCGGCGAGGUCUUACCCAAGGUCUACAGUCAGCUGGCCGAGUAUCUCCCAAAGCUCCUGGACUACAUGGAGCAGCAGGAAGAUGUCCUUCCUCGCGUCUUUGAAGAAUAUGGCCAGCCGGAAGAUAGGGCCCUUAUUAAUCGCGCCAGCGCCAAUUUCAUCGUCCGCGCUGCCAACGGCAGGGACGGCAUCGCCAUCCUCACCAGGUGGAUUGAGGACUCUAUGAUUUUGCAAAUGUGGAAGAACGAGAAUUUGAGCUCACGGGCCCAAUCGUCUCACAAGCGAUGGAUCGCAAACCUCGAGUCCAAUCAUGUAGAUAUUGCUCGCCGCUUUCAGCGACGGAUGAGAAGCUUGCCCAAGUCUGACAACUUAGAAGGAGAAGCCCCUCGGAAGGCAGACCGUGUCGAGAUUAACCGUCGCUCGUCCAAGCCCAAUCUCAAGGGCAUAUCGAGGCGUGCCUUGCCGACUCGCUAGAGUAGUAUUACGUUGGAUCCAAUCUGAGCAUAUAAGCAUAGUUUUUGAAUCGGGGGGCAUUUUGCCGUAACCCACCUUCGCGUUGAACGCAGGGAACGAAGACGCAAUCUUUCUUAACUUGUCUCGCAGUAGGGGUAGAGGAGAAUAAAGUUGUACGAAUAUCAGUCUUUACACAUGGAUGACGUCAGACCAUCA